CGGCGUUCUUUUUUAUUUUUUUUUUCGUAGUGUUGAGGAGGCUAAAUCGUAAUUCCAGUUUGGUGGUUUUCCAGGACUCCAUUCUUCUUCUGCUUUGUCUGACUGACUCAUCGCCGCUUUUCCUCCUUUCUCGGACUUAAUAAAUUUUUUUGGAUUUCCUCCUCCCCCUCCCCCCAAUCCAUCAUCCACUCUGAUUCCAUCUUCCUCUCCUCACGCCAUUCCUUUUAUUCUCCUUCCCUUUGAGUCCUCCCCUGAGUCUUGGGCGUGUGACUGAAGGCGGGACGAACGGUAGGGAUCAAUUAAGGUGAAGAGAGUGAACCACCUGUAUAUAUAAUCCAUCUUCAGUUGGAGCUCCUCGGGACCGAUUCAACUAUCCUGAGCUAGAUUUCGAGUCAAUUGGCUCUUCUGCUCUUUCUUUUCCUCCUUUUUUCCCUUCCUCUUUUUUUUCUUGUUUUUUUAUAAAAAAAAAAAAAGCGCCGUGCGCAAUGGUUCUCGCAGCUCGUUGCGGGCAGGUUACAUCCUCCCUCUUGCGUCAGCGAUGCCUCACUGAAUCCCGUCGCUCUGCCUUGGCUUUGCGCUCGUUUUCCUCCCAGACGACUGCCCAUUCCACAGCGUCUACUCUCCGAUUGCAGCAGAAGCUCCCCUCCCAAUGGCGACCGCAGCAAUUGCGAUCUUUCUCUAGCGCCCUCCGUCGGUUGGCUUCCGAGUCCGCCAACACCCCCUCCGCCGAAAGCUAUCUCGCCAGUGGAAUUAUCAAGCCUGGUGGCAACCUGGUCGAUGUGAAGAAGGUCUUGGUCAUUGGUAGUGGUGGUUUGAGCAUUGGACAGGCUGGAGAGUUCGAUUACUCCGGUUCCCAGGCUCUCAAGGCUCUCAAGGAGGCUGGUGUCCAGUCCGUCCUGAUCAACCCCAACAUUGCGACUAUCCAAACCGAUCACAAGCUCGCAGACGAGGUCUACUAUCUUCCAGUCACCCCGGAAUAUGUCACCUAUGUCAUCGAGCGCGAGCGCCCCGAUGGUAUCUUCCUGUCCUUCGGUGGUCAGACCGCCCUGAACCUCGGUGUGCAGAUGAACCGCAUGGGUACCUUUGAACGGUAUGGCGUCAGGGUUCUUGGAACCAGCAUCAAGACCCUGGAGACUAGCGAGGAUCGUGACCUUUUCGCCAAGGCCCUGAACGAGAUCAACAUCCCCAUCGCUGAAUCCAUUGCUGUCAGCACCGUCGAUGACGCGUUGAAGGCUGCUGAGCAGGUCGGCUACCCCAUCAUUGUCCGCUCCGCCUACGCCCUGGGUGGUCUGGGAUCCGGUUUCGCUGCCAACCCCGAGGAACUCAGGGACUUGUCUUCUCGCUCCUUGACCCUUUCCCCCCAGAUCUUGGUUGAGAAGUCCCUCCGGGGCUGGAAGGAGGUUGAAUACGAAGUCGUUCGUGAUGCCGCCAACAACUGUAUCACCGUUUGCAACAUGGAGAACUUCGAUCCUCUGGGUAUUCACACUGGUGACAGUAUUGUCGUCGCUCCCAGCCAGACCUUGUCCGAUGAGGAGUACCACAUGCUCCGAACCGCUGCUAUCAAGAUUGUCCGCCACCUUGGUGUCGUCGGUGAAUGUAACGUUCAGUAUGCUCUGCAGCCUGAUGGUCUUGACUACCGAGUGAUUGAGGUCAACGCCCGCCUCUCUCGUUCCUCUGCUCUGGCCUCCAAGGCCACGGGUUACCCUCUUGCCUACACGGCUGCCAAGAUUGGUCUGGGCCACACCCUCCCUGAGCUCCCCAACGCCGUCACCAAGACCACCACCGCCAACUUCGAGCCUAGCUUGGACUACAUUGUUACCAAGAUCCCCCGUUGGGAUCUGAGCAAGUUCCAGCACGUUAACCGUGACAUUGGAAGUGCUAUGAAGUCCGUGGGUGAGGUUAUGGCCAUUGGUCGUACCUUCGAGGAGUCCUUCCAGAAGGCUAUCCGUCAGGUUGACCCUCGCUUCGUUGGAUUCCAGGGUGACCACUUCGAAAACCUGGAUGAUGUUCUGAAGAACCCCACCGACCGCCGCUGGUUGGCUGUCGGCCAGGCCAUGAUUCAUGAGAACUACUCGGUGGACAAGAUUCACGAGCUGACCAAGAUUGACAAGUGGUUCCUCUACAAGCUGCAGAACAUUGUGGACUGCCACAACGAGAUCAAGGAGAUUGGUAGCCUCUUUGGUAUCAACAAGGAGAUGAUGCUCAAGGCCAAGAAGCUCGGUUUCUCUGACAAGCAAAUCUCUCUUCUCGUCGGUGCUUCUGAGGAUGAUGUUCGUGCCCGCCGGAAGGGCUUUGGCAUCAGACCCUGGGUCAAGAAGAUUGAUACCCUGGCGGCUGAGUUCCCGGCUGACACCAACUACCUCUACACCACCUACAACGCCACAUCUCACGACGUCACCUUUGAUGACCAUGGCACGAUCAUUCUCGGAAGCGGUGUGUACCGUAUUGGAAGCUCUGUCGAGUUCGAUUGGUGUGCUGUCAACGCUACCCUCUCCCUCCGGAACAUGGGCAAGAAGACUGUCAUGAUCAACUACAACCCCGAGACCUACUCCACUGACUUCGAUACUGCUGACAAGCUUUACUUCGAAGAACUCAGCUACGAGCGUGUCAUGGAUAUCUACGAACUCGAGGGUGCCAGUGGUGUGGUCGUCUCUGUCGGUGGCCAGCUGCCCCAGAACAUUGCUCUUCGUCUGCAGGAAACCGGUGGUGCUCACGUUCUGGGUACUGAUCCUCAGGACAUUGACAAGGCUGAGGACCGUCACAAGUUCUCUCAGAUCCUCGACAGCAUUGGCGUCGACCAGCCUGCCUGGAAGGAGCUUACCUCCGUUGCUGAGGCUGAGCGCUUCGCUGACGCUGUCGGCUACCCCGUCUUGGUCCGUCCCAGUUACGUCCUGUCUGGUGCUGCCAUGAGUGUGAUCCACAGUAUCGACGAGCUCAAGGAGAAGCUUCUCAACGCUAGCGCUGUCUCUCCUGACCACCCUGUCGUCAUUACCAAGUUCAUUGAGGGAGCCCAGGAGAUUGAUGUUGAUGCUGUUGCCUCGAACGGCAAGCUUCUGCUGCACGCCAUCUCUGAACACGUGGAGCCUGCUGGUGUCCACUCUGGUGACGCUACGCUUGUCCUCCCCCCUGCCUCCCUUGACAAGCCUGUUAUGAGCCGUGUCAAGGAGAUUGCCGAGAAGGUUGCCAAAGCUUGGAACAUCACCGGUCCUUUCAACAUGCAGAUCAUCAAGGCUGACCAGGAAGGUGCGGAGCCUGAACUCAAGGUCAUUGAGUGCAAUCUCCGUGCUUCUCGUUCUUUCCCCUUUGUCAGCAAGGUCCUGGGAACCAACUUCAUUGAUGUUGCCACCAAGGCCCUUGUUGGACGUGAUGUCCCUGAACCUGUUGAUCUCAUGGACGUCAAGCGUGACUACCUUGCCACCAAGGUUCCUCAAUUCAGCUGGACUCGUCUUGCUGGUGCCGAUCCUUUCCUUGGCGUUGAGAUGGCUAGUACUGGUGAAAUUGCUUGCUUCGGUAAGGAUGUGGUUGAGGCCUACUGGGCUUCUCUGCAGUCGACCAUGAACUUCCGUGUUCCUGAGGCUGGCGAGGGUAUUCUUCUCGGUGGAGAUAUCAACAACCCUGCUCUGUCCCAGAUUGUUGACUACCUCCAACCUCUUGGCUUCAAGUUCUUCGCUGCUAGUCCUGAGGUCCAGGCGCACAUUCAGUCUUCGUCCAAGGACAACGUCCCCGUCCAGGUGAUUGAGUUCCCCAAGAAGGAUAAGCGUGCCCUCCGUGAGGUCUUCCAGAAGUAUGACAUCCGUGGCUGCUUCAACCUUGCUAAGACCCGUGGCAAGACGCUGCUCGACGAGGACUACGUUAUGAGACGUAAUGCAGUCGACUUCGGUGUUCCUCUGUUCAUGGAGACCAAGACCGCUCUUCUCUUUGCCCAGGCCAUGAGCCAGAAGCUGCCCCGUCCUGACGGCAUCCCUGCUGAAGUCCGCACCUGGUCUGACUUUGUCGGUGGCAAGCUCAUGUAAAUGAAACGUCGACACCCCCCCAAACCAAAAAAAAAAGGACAAAAGUUUUAUAUUUGAUACUAUAAUCACCUGGUGUUAUAUCUGUUCCUUUUCUCUUUUCUCCAGGCACAGAAAAAUAAGCUGCCUGUUCGGCGUAGUGGAUAAGGCUCCCGGUUGAUAGACUUUUUUGCUUAGGCUGGUAUAUGGGCUCCCAGCAUCGCCUUUGAUUAGGCGGCAUGAAGCAUACGGUCAUGCGCUCUGGUGAUUCUUUAUUCCCUUCUUCUUCUUCUUCUUCUUCUUCUUCUUUUGCGAUUCGUUACUCUUGCUUAUGCGGUUGUCUGGUAUUUGUAGGCAGGCGAUGUGCUUGAGCGAGAAAAGAACCUUUGAACGGGUUAUUCUGAUGACUUAAUUAUUGGCAUGAUUUAAGUGUAUUUAUUUGUAGUAUAGUGGUUUAUAUCCAAUCUCAACUUUCGAAUCU
This is a messenger RNA of Aspergillus ochraceoroseus IBT 24754, 4470 nucleotides long. Its product is annotated as carbamoyl-phosphate synthase (glutamine-hydrolyzing) CPA2. The record is from RefSeq and is a predicted model, not a curated record. The transcript has 3 exons. Gene Ontology annotation, molecular function: dihydroorotase activity; metal ion binding; aspartate carbamoyltransferase activity. The coding region runs from base 486 to 4013 and encodes 1175 amino acids. Lineage: Eukaryota; Fungi; Ascomycota; Eurotiomycetes; Eurotiales; Aspergillaceae. Gene Ontology annotation, cellular component: cytosol; cytoplasm. Gene Ontology annotation, biological process: UTP biosynthetic process; L-citrulline biosynthetic process; 'de novo' pyrimidine nucleobase biosynthetic process.